This is a messenger RNA of Phyllostomus hastatus (greater spear-nosed bat), 2214 nucleotides long. RefSeq names its product golgi associated RAB2 interactor 1B (gene GARIN1B). Bases 1 to 1023 code for a protein of 340 amino acids. Lineage: Eukaryota; Metazoa; Chordata; Mammalia; Chiroptera; Phyllostomidae. Gene Ontology annotation, cellular component: nucleus. The record is from RefSeq and is a predicted model, not a curated record. The transcript is spliced from 7 exons.
AUGUCAUCAGUUCCACCUAGCAAGACUUGGUGGAAAUCGAAGACAGUAAAAGUUAAAAGAUCCUAUUCAUCUUUUCCUUUCCUGAAUGCCUGGGAAGAAUUCAGGGGCCUCUUGCCUGUGGAUAGAGAACCAAACCCUGGAGUGGGCCUGGGUGUGGAGGAGGGACUGCUCUGCCAGAUGGUUCAUUCUCCAGAAUUCAACCUGUUUCCUGACUCCGUGGUGUUUGAAAGCAACUUUGUCCAGGUGAAAAAGGGCAGGAACUGGAUUGACAUCUACAAAGCCUCCUACACCAUGGCCCUUGGCGUGACCUCCUCUGUACCCUGCCUGCCCCUUCCCAACAUCCUCCUCAUGGCCAGUGUCAAAUGGCGCCGGGGGCAGAGCCAGACAUGGAACAGACCAUCCAUGGCCCCAAAAAUCAUCUUGAAGAGGAUCCUCCCACUGAAAUUCGUGGAGCUACAAGUCUGUGACCAGCUUCAGCGCAUCCUGCGGUUGAGGACCGUCACAGAGAAGAUCUACUACCUAAGACUGCACUCCGACCAUCCUGAGAUUGUCUUCUACUUCUGGGUCCGACUAGUUCAAAUUCUGCAGCGGGGCUUGUCCAUCACCACCAAAGACCCUAGGAUUCUCAUCACUCACUGUCUGGUACCCAAGAACAGCUGCAGCCCCUCAGGAGACUCUAAGUUAGUACAGGAGAAACUCCAAGCCUCCCAGACCAGCGACAGCCUCAUGCAGUUGAUGGCCAACGAGGAGAGUGAGACCCUCUCUCAGAUUUUUGCCGACUUGCACCAGCACAACCGGUUCAGGAGCAGCAAAAAGACAGAGACCAAAAAGGACAGCUCAGAGAAAGAUGCUUCCUCUGAAGACAGCAUUCCUUGCACCCGUGACCUCAGUUGGAGGGAGUCCUUCACCUGUGGAGAGUGGGAAAGAGAGAACCCCUCUGGGCCGCAGCCCCUCUCACUCCUCAGCACGUUGGCAGCCUCUACGAGGCCACAGCUGACCUUGUUCAUAGGAAAUUCUAUUUGAGCCGCCCUUUCACACUGGGGAGAAUCUAAGCAGCCCUCACCAACACCACUCCACAGCAUUCAACUUCCUGAGGGACUCUGGAUGGAGAGAAGGAGAAAGCUGCAAAGAAGGAAAAUCUAGAAUCAUCUCACACCGGUAGCAUAGCCUUUCCUUGGAGACCCGUUUGGGAACGUGGUUCCAGAUGAGAAGCUUUAUUAACUGUGUGAUCUCACCACCGCACAUCCCCACACCCCACCUCACCUCACCUCACCUCCGCUCCACCACCAGGCAGGCGCAAGAAGACAUGCUCUCUGAAGGGCCAGGACGGAGGGAGAGAGGAAGAAGGAGAGGGAAGCAGGACCAGAGGAGAGGUGGAGGAGAAGAAAAUGGAGGAAAAGAGGGAGGUGGAAGGAGGAAGCCAGAAAAGAAAGGAAAUACAGAGAGGUGGGAAGAGAAGGAAACAGAAGAGACUUGAGAGAGAAGCUGAAGGAAACAAGAGGAGAAAUACACCUCUGAGAGACGCCUUACCAAGCUUCUAUUUAUCUAAUUUAAGACUUGAGAGACCAUAUACCAAAAAAGAACCAUGUUUUCUUCUCUGCUCACACUACUCUGGACAAGUAGGAGGGGCCAGAUAUGAAUUCUAGCCAAGGGCCUCUCCACUUCCCUUUUUGCCAGUUUUUCUUAUUCGUCCCUCUUUUUCUGAUUCAAGCUCGGACCUCCUUCCUUAGUCCAUUGCCUGACUUGGACUUGCUGACCUGGCCCUGGGGUUCCAAAGGGAGGCCUGGGCUUGAGGCCGCGAGAAGGUUCCUGCAGGAGGUAGUCAGACAAGGUGCGUGAGACGGGGAGUUUCUCUUUGGUGGCCAAACUUGCUCAAGUUGCGAAUGUCUCAGCCCGACAAACACUGGCUCCGUUUCUUUUGCGUAUGACGCCCCCUUGCACCGCCAACACACCUUGUAAGUGCUUGGUAAAUGAUCAGUUCCAACGAGAGAACACAGAGGCUCAAAGCUGGAAUAAAAUCAGAGGCUUGUAAAUUAUAGAUCAAGAGAGUCAGUAUGGAGGGUCUGUUAGAUGGCCCAUGGACCAGCCUCUCUCUCACUGUGCAAUAUUUCACAUUCAAUAAAAACCAGACUAUGAGCACUUCAGAAAGGCUGCCCAGUCUUCCCAUUGGAAAGUGUUUUUUGGACAUCUUGCUUUGAUUUAGGAUUUCCCAGG